AUGACUGCCUCUCCACUGAGGAGAACCAACCAGCUCCUCCGCUGCCCUACUGACCACCCCACCCGACUCAUUAUGGAGUUUUGUCCACCAACAGCCGACCGGAAAUGUCCUCAGGCCCAACCACGUACCCCCUGGUCUGACAUUGCCAACCAAGACCUUCAGCAGAUCUACGUGUCCCUGAAGGAGGUCCCCGCUUGCAGCCAUGACGGUGCGAGCUGGAGGCAUCUGGUCACCCUAGCUUUUCCUCUUCACGUCAAGCUGGCGGCUGUCGCAGUGAAAAAGGGCAAUGAGGAGGAGGAGGAGCAGCAGCAGCAGCCUGUCGUUCCUGAAGCGCCUGCACCAGCUACAGAAGCAACAGCAUCGCAGGAGGAGGAGGAAGAGGAGGAGUAUGUGGUAGAAAAGGUGUUGGACCGUAGAGUGGUGAAGGGCAAAGCGGAGUUUUUGCUGAAAUGGAAGGGCUUCUCAAAUGAGGACAACACGUGGGAGCCAGAGGAGAAUUUGGACUGCCCCGACCUUAUUGCAGAGUUCAUGCAAAAGUACAGAGAGAAGGAGGAGAAAAAGAAGGAGGGCAAGAGGAAAGCAGCUGAGGCUGCAGGAACACCUGAGGAGAAAGCGAGCAAGAGGAAGAAGGAGGAUGGUGAGAAGGUCAGAGGCUUUAGAAGAGGCCUGCAACCAGAAAGAAUUAUUGGUGCAACAGACUCCAGUGGUGAACUCAUGUUCCUGAUGAAAUGGAAGAACUCCGACGAGGCCGACCUCGUCCCUGCCAAAGAAGCCAACGUCAUUUGUCCCCAGGUGGUCAUCUCUUUCUACGAGGAGCGACUCACCUGGCACUCCUAUCCCACAGAAGAAGAGGAGAAGAAGGAGGAGGAGAAGAAAGACUAGAGACGUGGUCCAGGCAGUAGAUGUUAGAGGUUAGUCCCCUCUAGCAGCCACUGUAGCAGCAGGAGGCAUGAGGUGUUUCACUGCUACCGUCGCUGCUAGACGUCCAGCGUUUGGUUUCCUGUUCUGUGAGGAUGCGUUUAUCAAAAGAUACUCCUAUUUUUUAAUAUGACCAAAAAUGAUUUUUGUUAAAGGUGUGCUCACUAAGCAAACUUCAAUUGAUUUACAUUUCCAACGUGGUUGAGCGUGGGGUGCUGUGGAGUACACGCAGACGUUUGUGCUAAGCUCAGCUCAUGACAUGAGUCGUGUGUGUGAAAAUGUAUUUUUGCAAUUUUUUCACAUUGGCUGCAGGAGUCCAAGUUGAAGCUGAGCGUGUGUUCCUCUGCCCUGCGUUGUUUCUCACCAUCUAGUGGUAGAUUGGCAUCAUCAGGCGCUUUGGCCGUGAUGUCCUCAGUAACAAUGUCUCAAAUGUGUAUUCAUCUGUGUGUGUGUGGGGGGGGGGUGUCAUUCCAGACAGUUUUUAUGACUUAACCUUAACGUAAAGCUCAUGUUGUUUGUCACAUCAUGCAUUGAAGCAUCACUCUACUGUGUACUGUGCUGUAAACACAAUCAUAUUUACCUGCUGGGUUCUCAACAUGCAGUCGGGGAAAUAAGUAUUUCAUACCCCCCCACCCCAAAAGCCCUAAACAGUCCAGAAUUGUCAUAUGUUUGUUUUAAAAAAAACUCCUAAUACAAAACUGUUCUGUUUUGCAUGUUUGAGUGAUUCUAUCAGCCUGUAGUCCAUUCCAGUCUGGUGCUGGUCUGCUGUGGUGUUUCGGGUCUUGCCCUUGGUGGGGGGGAGGUUUGAACGGAAGAGUGUCUUUUAUGAGAUUUAUGCGAUCAGAAGUUCUUCUUAAAGCGACAGGGCUCAUUUUGUGUGUUUGAUGGACACACAACCAAACUGGGGGUGGGGUGGGGGUGGGGGAUACUUAUUUCCCAUCCUGUAGAAGAUUUUUAGCUUGUUUAAUUUCCAGUAGUUGUUUAGGGGGGGAAAGGCUGCAGAGGCCCCGUGUUAAUGGUUUCAUCUAAUAAAAACGUUUUUUGAAGAUGAAUGUAAGUCCUCUCGGUGUCCCAACGUCUUUGACAGCAGUCGGGUGUGCUGAUGCUGAAUAUUCCCAGCUACAGCAAAGUAAACAAACAUACUUGCACGUUGGUAAAGAUUACACUUGAUUUAUUCUGCUGCUGGUUCACGUGAUGAAAGCGUAAACAGCAUUUCACUUGUAUAGAAGUCACGCUUUGGCACCUAACGACGACCCAUGGGGGGCUCAGUACCUUGCCCAAGGGUACCUCCUUCGGAUUCACUUUCUUUUCCAACAUUUGGUGCAGUUUUGCGUAAGUAGAACAGGUUGAACAUUUGUAAUUUCAUCUGUGUGUGAUUGAUAUUGUCUUUUAUACUCAGCCUUUCAACUCUUUUGUUUUUAUGAUACUGGGCUCAAAUAAUACUUAGAGGCCUUUUGAAGCCACUGUAGAAAAUACAAAUAAGUGUCAAAAUGGGGGGGGGGGGGGGGACUAGAGCGCAUGCUAAAGUAGCCAAGCUGUGGAAUGUACGUACGAUUCACUCGCUGCAGGGCUGUCCAAACUCUUUCCAGCGUCCAUAAAAGUGGAGGAUUUAUUUCAUCCAAUGUAGCUGAACACCACCUUAGCUUUGUCUUCUAGCUGACAGAGCUAAUCAUCAUUAAUAAUCAAUAUAUUCGCAUUUUACAGUAGGCCAAGGGCCAGUUUUUUUUUGUUUGUUUUUUUAAAGGCCCCAGGGACCCACUUUGGACACCCACGACUUAUUGACUCGGUAUGUCUUUUUGGCAAGAUUGUGAAUAAAAAGGUCAUUGAAUUGGCGAUCCACUUAAUGCUGAAC
Molecule: messenger RNA, 2770 nt
Organism: Dunckerocampus dactyliophorus (ringed pipefish)
Lineage: Eukaryota; Metazoa; Chordata; Actinopteri; Syngnathiformes; Syngnathidae
Product: chromobox protein homolog 1-like
Exons: 5
Coding region: 1-882 (293 amino acids)
Biological process (GO): chromatin organization; negative regulation of transcription by RNA polymerase II
Cellular component (GO): pericentric heterochromatin; nucleus
Molecular function (GO): chromatin binding
Source: RefSeq, a predicted model, not a curated record